This is a messenger RNA of Acanthoscelides obtectus, 792 nucleotides long. NCBI's taxonomy places the organism in Eukaryota, Metazoa, Arthropoda, Insecta, Coleoptera, Chrysomelidae. The record is from the annotation of a GenBank genome assembly.
AUGCUGUCAAGAAAGAAGAGAAGAGGCAUUAUAGAGAAAAAGCGAAGAGACAGGAUAAAUAUGUCGCUUAGCGAGCUCAAGCGACUUGUGCCGAGUGCUUUCGAGAAGCAAGGAUCUGCUAAACUCGAAAAGGCCGAGAUUCUUCAAAUGACUGUGGACCAUCUCAAAAUGCUUCAUGCAAAAGGUUUGGACUCUUUGGCGUACGACCCUCACAAAUACGCGAUGGACUACCACGGAAUGGGGUUCAGAGAAUGCGUGGCUGAGGUCAUCCGAUACCUGGAGCGAAUAGAAGGUCUUGACGUCCAGAAUCCCCUCAGACUUCGCUUGACCUCACACCUACAGUGCUGUGCAGCUCAAAGGGAACUCGCCUCAAAACAGACCCCGCCUGCUCCUUGGAGCUAUAGCGCCUCCCAAACAUAUCCUCCUUUAAAUACCCUUCCACUUUCACCAGCUCCUAAUCAUCCUCCUCCGCUAGGAAACCUGAAUCCACCUCCGCCAGCGUUACAUCACCAAAAUAUGCACCACGAGCUGGGGCAUUUCGACAUAGCGACAUCCUGUCCCCCGCAGACUGCUACAACAGUGUCAGAGCCCUCUAGAUUGACCCCCUCAACUGCUGUUUUAACUCCUUUGACUACUGCGACGUCUACAUCUUUGGCUCAUAGUCAACAUCAGUAUCCCGUGAAUGCGUUCAGUAUACCCACGUCGCAUCACCACCAAAAUUACAAUCAGAGCAUCCCUACGUCACAAGGGAUGAAGCCGUAUAGACCUUGGGGUGCUGAGGUAGCAUACUGA